Colossoma macropomum (tambaqui) is the source of this 1455-nucleotide messenger RNA. RefSeq names its product 60 kDa lysophospholipase-like. Gene Ontology annotation, molecular function: asparaginase activity. NCBI's taxonomy places the organism in Eukaryota, Metazoa, Chordata, Actinopteri, Characiformes, Serrasalmidae. Bases 124 to 1314 code for a protein of 396 amino acids. The record is from RefSeq and is a predicted model, not a curated record. The transcript is spliced from 12 exons.
UUCUGUUUAAAUAGGUGGAGCUGCAGGCUGCUAUUUAAAGUCCUCAUACAGUCCUUCAACACAGCCUAAUUCUACGUGGGACCAAGGACACAGGUACAAGAGCUCUUUUCCCAGUUUUGCACCAUGGCAGUAGAAAGAAAAGUGUAUGUUCUCUACACUGGAGGAACAUUUGGAAUGAAAAAAGAUGAUACUGGGAGACUCGCUCCACAGGGUCUGGAUGGGAUCAAAGACUUUCUCAUCGCCCACACCAUCCUUUACGAGAGGAACCCAGGAGAAUCAGAGGAGGAAGUCAGGAAACGCAUCAUCACCCCGGAUGGUCUCAUCACGCUAUAUCACCAGUUGGCUGAUGAUGACCCAAAAGCCAAAGAGAAACAGUACAAAAUCCUGUACAAACUUGAUACCCUACCAAAGCCGAUUGACUCCUCCAGUUUGACCCCUGAUGAUUGGGGAACCAUGGCUGAAAGAAUUCAGCUUAAUAUGGAAAAGUUUGAUGGGUUUGUUAUUAUCCACGGCACUGACACGAUGGCCUUCACCGCUUCUGCUCUGUCCUUUAUUUUGAGGGAUCUCCACAAGCCUGUGAUCGUGACUGGAGCUCAGAUGCCCAUCUUCCAUCCUCGGACUGACGGUCUGGAUAACUUUGUUGGUUCUAUGCUCAUGGCUGGGUACUUUUCUGACAGAAACGUGCUGCAUAAGGUGAUGCUUUAUUGCUUGAACAAACUGUACCAGGGCAACCGAGUGGUGAAGGUUGACUGUGACUCCUUCGGUGUGUUCGACAGCCCUAAAGUUUAUCCUCUUGCUAGUCUGGAAAGCACAAUCAAGCUGAUUACUUCAGUAAUUGAGCAUAAGAAGGUGGAGCCUGUCGUCUCCUGCUCUGUGAAGCGCAUGUUCACACUGAAAGAAACACCAGAAGUGAGGAUCCUGCGAUUUUUCCCUGGGGUGACAGAAAGCUAUGUGAGAGGAGUCCUGGAUGGAGCUGAUGGUGUCGUCCUGGAGACCUUUGGUUCUGGGAAUGUUCCAGAGGUUGAUUGGCUGAAGAAUCUCCUGACUGAAGCAGAUAAAAGAGGUGUUCUGAUGCUGAACUGCUCUCAGGUGUAUCGUGGCACUGUCUUACCCAUCUAUGCUGCAUCAAAGAUUCUGACGGACGCACAUGUUAUUCCUGGAUAUGACAUCACUCCUGAAGCAGCAAUGACCAAACUGAUCUGGGUGCUGAAAUCUGAUCUUGACGAUCUGAGAAGACGGCAGAUACUGGAGCACAGCGUCUGUGGAGAGUCACGUGCCCCCGCGAUGUGGCUGAAAACAGAACCUGGCCUGUGAGGACAGACACCGAACCUAAAUCAACAUCAAGAUGAUUAAUUGACCAGUUUCAGCUUUAAACCAUUCUUACACAACAACAUCAGAUGUCCACUUACCUUAAAAUGUAACCUGUAUGUAUUUAAUUAAAUGUGUUGCACUAUA